AUGGAGAAGUGCCAGACAUACUGGAACUUUAGCAAGCUGAUUUGGAAACGUUUUGCUCUCCUACAUCACAUGACGCGCACUUUACACACACGUGAAAAUAAACACGGACACACUGCGGAACUCCAAAAAAGACAAAGCAUAAAGCGGUGGGGAAGUGAAGGCGGGCCGUCUCAUGUUUCAAGUGGUGCGAUAUUCGAGAUAUCGCAGUAUAUUUUCAUAAAAGAAACUACUCACAAGGUUGCUGAAAACUCUUCGACAGCCCACGACCGGUUUCACCCUUCUUGGGGCUCAUCAGAUAGGCGUAGUCCCCGAGUUUCAGUCAACCUUAUGUUCUACUUGAACCCAAAUUGGACUGUUUUCGAGAAAUACACUCAUUUGCAAAUAAAUUUGGUUUACACGAGAGACUCAACUGAAUCCCUCGUUUAUGAUAUGGAGUCUUUUUCACAAGAGGACUUCAUUCUGGAUCGUCACUUGGACUUGGAAGUAGAACGUUCCCCUCGAGGUGCGGAAAAACUUGCAUAUCGAUAUCUACCAGAAGGCUUGGUAGAAUACAUACCACAAUAUAUGCUUCCGGCAACAACGCAACUGUCUCCAUAG
This is a messenger RNA of Opisthorchis viverrini, 597 nucleotides long. RefSeq lists its product as hypothetical. Lineage: Eukaryota; Metazoa; Platyhelminthes; Trematoda; Opisthorchiida; Opisthorchiidae. The record is from RefSeq and is a predicted model, not a curated record. The transcript is spliced from 5 exons. Bases 1 to 597 code for a protein of 198 amino acids.